CAAGAGCUUAUUUGCAUUCGACAGACGUUCCCGAGGUACGCAAGUUUAACUUUUCAAAUGUCGUCCACUUUUUGGUGUAAAAGUGGAAGUGAUACCUUCUUCAUUAGUAAUAUCGUUAAAAGCCCCGGACUACGGAAAGAACGCGUCAGUUUGUAUAGCGCCUUUGCUCGUAGUGCUGCAAUAUGUCCGCUCAGGUAGAGCGGUGCCCGUGAGUUUAGGCGAGAGUCAGUCGAAAGUGAGCCCCACUGUGGCACAACACGCAGCAACAGCAGCGAGUGUGGCAGCCCAGGACGGGGACAGAAGACGACGGGACUUUCGAGCGGGGAGUGUGACGUCACGCGGUCGCUAUCAGGUGCAAAGAUCUUUUCUGAAAAAAAAAAAAAAAAAAAAAAAAAGCUGUCAUUUGUUCCAAAUCAGGAAGUGCGGAGGGAGCCAGACUAGCACACGAAAAAGUGACGACACUGAGCGGCUGUGUCUCCGCCGCGCGGGUGCUGGACAUGUCGCCCCCACCUGUUUCCGAGCCACUUCGGACCGGCCGGGUGAUGUCCGGGUGAGCCCCGCCACCGUCACCGCCACAAGCAGCAAUGAACCAGAAAGCGCAGCUGUCUGCCGCCAUCCGGGCGGAGGUGAAGCGGCACGAGGCCGUCCGGAGCAACCUGAGCAAACUUUUGAAACUGUUGGACCGGGUGAGCGAUGCGCCGCUGCAGAGCCGUCUCAAGAUGCAACUGCUCAGCAUCCAAGCUGCCUUUGUGAAUAACCAGGAGUGGACGCUGAGUCGCAGCAUAUCUGAGCUCCGCCUGGGAGUUGUGGGAAGCCUGCGUAGUGGAAAGUCGGCACUGGUCCAUCGAUUCCUCACUGGAAGCUACUUGCCACUGGAGUCACCCGAAGGAGGAAGAUUCAAGAAGGAGGUGGUGGUGGAGGGACAGAGCCACUUGCUGCUUAUCCGAGAGGAAGGAGGACCUCCCGAUGCACAGUUUGCUUCAUGGGUGGACGCCGUGAUCUUUGUCUUCAGCUUGGAGAAUGAGUCCAGCUUCCAGGAGGUCUUCCAGCAAUACACCCAGCUGACCCAACACCGAAGCAGCAGCGAGUUUGCAAUCAUAUUGGUGGGCACUCAGGACAGGAUCAGCGCUUCCAACCCUCGGGUGAUUGACGAUGGGCGCGCAGCGCAGCUCUGCGCAGACCUCAAACGCUGUGCCUACUUUGAGACCUGUGCCACCUAUGGGCUUAAUGUGGACCGCGUUUUUAAUGAAGCGGCUCAGAAAAUCGUGGCAAUCAAGAAACAGAGCGCGCUGAUGGCGGCCUGCAAGUCUCUCCCCAGCUCUCCGAGUCACUCGGCUGGAUCCACGCCCGUCUCCGGACAAAUGGCGAUGCAGACCAGCAAUGGAGGCCACACCAGUGACUACUUCUCCUCUCUGCCAUCAACUCCAAACAUCCCACACCGGGAGCUGCGGGGUGAGCCGGUGCCAGGCUCUGUGACCCCUGGGUCUCUGCACCGUGGCCCUCGCCGGAGGACGUCUCUCUUCACGAAUCGAAGGGGCAGCGACUCGGACAAGAGAAGCCUGGACAGUAAAGGUGACAACAUUGGCAUUGGCCGUGCCAUCCCCAUCAAGCAGAGCCUCUUAUUAAAGCGAAGCGGCAACUCACUGAACAAGGAGUGGAAGAAGAAAUACGUGACACUGUCGAACAACGGCAUCCUGUCGUACCACUCCAGCGUCCACGACUACAUGCAGAACUGCCACGGGAAGGAGAUCGACCUUCUGCGCACCACGGUCAAAGUGCCAGGGAAAAGGCCGCCACGUGCCAUCUCAACGUGUACGUCCUCAGCAGGCAUUAACGGGCUGGUCAAGGAUGUGUCAGGCACUUCUGUAUCAGACGCUUCUACCGCCUCCCUCGGAUCCAGCAGCUUGCCACCUCCGGAGGAGCCAUCUAAAAUAGAGAAGAGUCUCCAGCGGUGCCCGUCUUCCCUGUCCAGCAAGGGCUCGAUCUUUUCAGUGUCCAUGUCUGAAGGCAGUCCUGCAGCGGAGGGCAUUGGUAGCAGUGCCAGUGCCAAAGACCCACCCCAGUCCCAGCCUUCACCCAUGAUUGAAAGGAAGAAGCAGCGGAGGAAGAAGAGCAUGAACCUGAAGGGCGACACUGCAAUGGGCCAGGCAGAGGCUAAGCGCAAAAUGUGGAAAUUAAAAAGCUUUGGUAGCUUGAGAAACAUUUACAAAACAGAGGAGGAGACCUUUGAGUUUAUGAUCGUGUCCAGUACCGGGCAGACGUGGCACUUUGAAGCACAGAGUCUGGAGGAGAGGGACUCGUGGGUACAUGCCAUUGAGAGUCAGAUUCUGGCAAGUCUGCAGUCGUGUGAGAGCAGCAAGAACAAGGCCAAAAUGGACAGUCAAAGUGAGGCGGUCGCUCUGCAGGCCAUCAGAAACACAAAGGGCAAUCACUUCUGCGUGGACUGUGGAGCGCUGAAUCCCACCUGGGCCAGCCUCAACCUGGGGGCGCUGAUCUGCAUCGAAUGCUCGGGGAUCCACCGAAAUCUGGGUACACAUCUGUCCCGGGUGCGCUCACUGGAUCUGGACGACUGGCCAUUGGAGCUGACCCUCGUACUCAAUUCCAUCGGCAAUGAGAUGGUCAACAGCAUCUGGGAAAGAAACACACAGAGCCGCAGCAAGCCGAGCCCCGAGUCCUCUCGAGAGGAGCGGGAGGCAUGGAUCCGGGCGAAGUAUGAACAGAAGCUCUUCCUGGCUGCAUUGCCCCCAUCUGAGCUGCCAGUCCCGACGAGGCUUCUCAACGCCGUGCUGGACAGGAACCUCCAGGGUCUGUUGCUCCUGCUCGCUCACAGCCGGAAGGAAGAGAUCAAUGCCCCUCAGCCACGAGGAGACAAAGACCGGCGCUCUGCCCUGCAUGCUGCCUGCCAGCAGCCUGACGUGGUCAUGACUCAACUACUCAUAUGGUACGGCAGUGAUGUGAAGGCCCGGGAUGCCCAGGGACAGACAGCAUUGGCAUAUGCCCGCCGGGCAGGGAGCCAGGAAUGCAUAGAUAUUCUUGUCCAGCACGGCUGUCCCAACGAGGGCUUGCCCAUGCUCCCCACACCGAAACUCAGCCGCAAGAGUAGCUCCACGAGUAUCGGAAGAAGCAACUCCCGCCGGGGGAUCUCCUAGCCCAGUGACCUGCGUCCACUAGAAGAGGAGGAAGAGGAGGAGGAAGUGGAAAAGGAGGAGGAAGAGGAGGAGGAGGUCGGGACAUCAAGGUGCCCACAUGGACAAGUGAGCCGGGAGCAGUGCCCGUGCCCAGCCUGUCUCAUGGAGCCAGUGAGCAAUCUGUGUCCACUGAUGGCCUGCAGCCGGCCAGGACUUACCUAAGCAAUAGACGAGCAGCGAGGGACAGGGUAGAGAGCCGCGGCCAAGUGGACGCACCCCCCGGAGUAUUGGGGUGAGCUCUUUCAAAGGUGACGCGGAUGGCGCCGUUUCCCACCAGCUUAUUCAGUAUUCCGUCCAAAAGAAGAGCAUCCACCCAUUACAGUGACCCCUGUCCACUAAGACAUGUUCUUUCUUACAUGAGACCCUCAAUAUCUUGCCCAUCCCUGACCUCCCACUAGGACAUCUGCCCAUCCUCAGGUGACCCAAUGACCUUCCAGGAGGCACUCUUAUCAACUCUAGUGGCCACUGAGUCCCAUGUCGGCGCUAUACACUCUUCACAUCCUGUCCCCUUGGUGCCACUUGGUCGCCCAUCCUGCUAGCCCAAGAGACUCUGUGUCCAGCCUUCCAUCUCAGGAGUUCUCAAGUGCUCACUCGCAUGUUCUUUCAGUCCUUCUGCCCACCAUGCAGGUGCCAUUCUAACUGCCCGUGUGUGUCACCUCCAAUCAGGAGACUUGUAUCCACUCAGGUAGCCCAACUUCUCAAAGGGACGUGCGCCCACUCCUGGAGGUCCUCUGUCCAUCUUUUUCAAAGAGUUCAUGGCCGCAGUCUUCUGUCCAGUAGGUUCGCCUCCGCAUCCCGUCCAGUCCUUUUCGUCCACUCCCCCCUUCCCAGGAGGUCCUUGAUUGACACCUGGCUUUCCACUCCUCUCCUUCAUCUCAACAAGUGGGUCACCUGAGUCCUGGCAUCCUCUUGUGACACUACAAUGCAAGUCACUUCUGCAGAAAAUCCCAGUGGUCAGUGGGCUCAGCUGGACGCAGAACUGGACUGCCCCUCUGUGAUGUGGCAGCUUCAUGUAGUGGACACCUCACUUUGGACUUUUCAGAAUCCUCCCGUGUUUGAAAAGAGCGACGGCCGCACAGGGUGGGCGAGGGUGGAACUGCCUCUCCUUGCUAUAUGUCUGCGUCCUCAACGAUUGUGGCAGCAGCUCGCUGACCCUUUAAACCUUGCUGUGCUGAAGUGUCACCAUGUGGCUCAGGUGACCGGCUAAGUGGCUUUGCACCUUCACUGUGUUGAACAGGAGGGACGUUGGGACCUCCUGAGGUGGUGGCCACAUGCUGAAGAACGGUCACCGCGACGACGGGAAAGAGAGUGCACUUUAGGCUGAUGAGCAGGUCUGGAGGAGGCGGGGCUUGUGGAGGGCACUGGGCGACGUGGCCACGCCCCCUCCCUACUCGCGCAGUUACAGAGGUGUGCAGAUGUGGCUGUGCAGAAGCAGAUGGACACAUUUAUGAACACACACGUAUCGUACACAUAAACGCACACACAUUCACAUUUACACGCAUAGAAGAAACGGCAGAAGCGCGCAGACACGCACACACACUUGACUGCGCCCAUGCAGACACACAAUUGUAGACAUUUACACACACACUGCACACUCGUGACGAUGCACACACAUAUGCACACAGACAAACAGGUGACGUCAUUCUAACACACAAACGACCCAGUGACGCUCUCACACACACACAACCAACAACACCAGAUGAGGCUGCGCACCUGCAGGCACACAUUUAUGAACACGUGCACGCGCACACGCACACAAUCCCAGGCCCUGUACGGCCCACACACGCACACACACACACAGAGUUCUACACACCCGUGGUACCCGGAAGCCGCGCGCCGCCCUGCCCUGGUGUCAUUUGUUCCCGUGGUUUUGUCGUCCGUGCGUCCAGCUGGGUGUUCUUGACCGUCCGUGUCGGUGCGGGAGACGCUCGUCCUCCGGUUGUGCUGCUGUUCUGUCCAGUGUUUGACUGCCGUGUUUCCUACUUUUUGAUUUUGUACCGUUGUUACUUUUUUCGACUUCAAGUUGUAUAUCGGAGGG
Polypterus senegalus (gray bichir) is the source of this 5226-nucleotide messenger RNA. RefSeq names its product ArfGAP with GTPase domain, ankyrin repeat and PH domain 2 (gene agap2). The record is from RefSeq and is a predicted model, not a curated record. Gene Ontology annotation, molecular function: protein binding; GTPase activator activity; GTP binding. Gene Ontology annotation, cellular component: nucleus. The coding region runs from base 585 to 3149 and encodes 854 amino acids. Lineage: Eukaryota; Metazoa; Chordata; Cladistia; Polypteriformes; Polypteridae. The transcript is spliced from 19 exons.